GACGGGGGAGUACAAUUAUUAAUUAAGUAGUACUAGGUAGGUGGUUGCCAUCUUCUUCACAAAAAUAUUUCAAUUUUGUUAUCUCUGACUGAUCAACUUCAAUGGCUGCAUUAAGUUCUGUUUCAGUAUUAUCUUCCAUAUCUAAUCCUCAACUUCGAAGAACUUACAGACGUUUGCCUACUAUACUUGCAUCAUCAGCGUCAGCUACACCUUUUCAAGAAUCAUCCACACAAAGUGGGAGUGUAUUAUCCUCAACUUCUCCACCAAAAGUGCCAUUUGUUGAGUCCUCUAAUGGGAAUCCAGUUGUUAGAUUUGUUCAGCAAACUGAGUCAACUAUUGAAAGGGCAAUAUUUGACUUCCGUUUUCUGGCAUUCUUUGCUAUCGGAGGUUCAUUGGCUGGUUCUCUGCUCUGCUUCCUCAAUGGUUGUGUCUACAUUACUGAAGCUUACAAGGUAUAUUGGACGAGCUGUGUCAAAGGAAUUCACUCAGGACAAAUGGUUCUGAAAUUGGUUGAAGCUAUCGAUGUUUAUCUUGCUGGGACCGUGAUGUUCAUAUUCGGGAUGGGCUUGUAUGGAUUGUUUAUCGCUAAUAAUGUGUCUCCUGAUGCAAGUGCAACUGCCGACCGUGUCCUCAAGCAGUCUUCCUUGUUUGGGAUGUUUGCUCUGAAGGAGAGGCCAAACUGGAUGAAGAUCAGUUCGCUUGAUGAACUAAAAACCAGAGUGGGACAUGUCAUUGUCAUGAUCCUUCUUGUCAAGAUGUUUGAGAGGAGCAAGAUGGUCCCUAUAGCCACUGGUGCUGAUCUAUUGAGCUACUCUGUGUGUAUUUUCCUGUCUUCUGCUUCCUUGUAUAUUCUCCAUCAACUGCACAAGUCAGAAUAACAGUUCACAUGUAUCAUACUGAUGAUACAUACAUGUAUUAUGAUAUAUAGCCAAGUAAUCAAACUUUUGAAGCUAGCAUGAAAUAAAUAUGUUUUCUAUCCAACAA
Lycium ferocissimum is the source of this 984-nucleotide messenger RNA. RefSeq lists its product as uncharacterized. The transcript is spliced from 5 exons. The record is from RefSeq and is a predicted model, not a curated record. NCBI's taxonomy places the organism in Eukaryota, Viridiplantae, Streptophyta, Magnoliopsida, Solanales, Solanaceae. The coding region runs from base 102 to 878 and encodes 258 amino acids.